Molecule: messenger RNA, 627 nt
Organism: Sclerotinia sclerotiorum 1980 UF-70
Lineage: Eukaryota; Fungi; Ascomycota; Leotiomycetes; Helotiales; Sclerotiniaceae
Exons: 3
Coding region: 1-627 (208 amino acids)
Biological process (GO): mitochondrial electron transport, NADH to ubiquinone
Source: RefSeq, a predicted model, not a curated record
AUGUUGUCCACCGCCAGAUCAAGAGCCGUAUGGCAAAUUUCUCGCAGAGUUCAAAUCUCGGUCAGACGGACCUACGCAUUUUCUGCCAACGACCAACAAGAAAUUAAUGACCCAAAUGGUCCAAAGAAGGUUCCCAAUGUCUCGAAAACCAACGAGCUUCCGAUAGAGACACACGUUAAGGAUGCGCCAUUGCAGGAAAGUGUAGAGACUGCGGAAAAACUUAGAGUUAUGCAGGCACCAAAUAGAGUGGGAAAAUGGUCGCGCAGUCAGAAUCCUAGGGAGAAAGCAAUGUCUGGACCUAGGUUUGAGCAAACCAUUAUGGAAACACAGCCGGCACCACAAGCAGCCAUCAGCUUGAUUCACCAGCAACCAGUGCGAUGGACACACGAUCGUAUAGUUGCAUGUGAUGGAGGCGGAGGACCAUUAGGACAUCCAAGAAUCUUCAUCAAUACCGAUAAGCCUGAAAUCUGCAACUGCACUUACUGCGGAUUACCAUUUGCCAAUGAACAUCAUCGAGCACACCUUGAAUCUCUCCCAGUAACCCCAUACCCUCUUGAAGCACAAGGUCGUCCCGCCGAAGUCAACGAAUCACAACGUAUUACAGAUGAAGCCCUUGGUCAUCGAUAA